GAGCUCACCUUCCACAUGUCCCAAUCAAGAAAAUAUUCAAGAUUUCCAGCUACUCUCAAUUUCUAUUCCAGUUCCAAAAUUCAAGAUGCUACACUAGUGAGUUUAUCAUUCAUCAAUCUAAAAAAAUUCUCAGAGUCAUUUUCGUCCAUGUUUUAGUAAAUGAUGGUGUAAAACAGAAUGGUGAGGACUUCAGUCCUUCAUCAGACUCCCUUGCUGAUACCUCAUGAAGAUCAUGCAAAAACCCCAGAAUUCAACUUCAACUUGAAGGAACAAGAAUGGAUUUAUAUGAUCAAGAAAAGCAACAAUAUGAAGGAAUUGAAGCAAGUCCAUGGCCAAAUCUUGAAACUUGGAUUAAUUUGUAGCUCUUUUUGUGCAGGCAAUCUUUUAGCUACUUGUGCACUUUCAGAAUGGGGCAGUAUGGACUAUGCUUGUUCAAUCUUCCGGGAAAUCAGUGAUCCAGGUUCAUUUGAAUACAAUACUGUAAUAAGGGGACAUGUUAAAGAUAUGAACUCAGAAGAAGCUCUACUUUGGUAUAUUCAUAUGAUUGAAGAUGAGGUUGAACCAGAUAAUUUCUCAUAUCCUGCACUUCUUAAGGUGUGUGCUCGAUUUCGGGCCCACAAACAAGGAAAACAGAUUCAUGGGCAAAUCUUCAAGUUUGGACAAGACGAUGAUGUGUUUGUGCAGAACAGUUUGAUCAAUAUGUAUGGAAAGUGUGGAGAAAUUAAGGAAUCUUGCAUUGUGUUUGAGCAAAUGGAUCAAAGGACUAUAGCUUCUUGGAGUGCCCUUAUUGCAGCUCAUGCAAAUUUGGGACUAUGGUCUGAGUGCCUCAAACUUUUUGGUGAAAUGAACUAUGAGGGAUGUUGGAGGGCAGAGGAAAGUACAUUAGUCAGUGUGAUUUCUGCUUGUACUCAUUUGGAUGCCCUUGAUUUUGGCAAAGCCACACAUGGAUAUCUUGCAAGGAACAUGAGUGGUCUCAACAAUAUAGUAGAGACUUCCUUAAUAGAUAUGUAUGUUAAAUGUGGAAGUCUGGACAAAGGGUUGUUUCUCUUCCAAAGAAUGGCAAACAAGAAUCAGAUGUCCUAUAGUGCCAUAAUCUCAGGGCUGGCGUUGCACGGGCGUGGAGAGGAAGCUCUAAGUAUCUACCAUGAAAUGCUCAAAGAAAGAUUGGAUCCAGAUGAUGUAGUUUAUGUAGGGGUUUUGAGUGCUUGUAGUCAUGCUGGACUGGUUGAACAAGGGCUAAAAUGUUUCGAUAGGAUGAGACUAGAGCAUCAGAUAGAACCAACGAUUCAGCAUUAUGGGUGCAUGGUUGAUCUCUUGGGACGAGCUGGUAGGCUCGAAGAGGCUUUGGAGCUCAUCAAGGGCAUGCCUAUGGAGCCAAACGACGUCUUGUGGAGAAGUCUGCUAAGUGCUUGCAGAGUUCAUCACAACGUUGAGUUGGGAGAAUUCGCAGCCGAGCAUCUCUUCCAGAUGAACUCAAGAAAUGCGAGUGAUUAUGUUAUGCUCUGCAAUAUGUAUGCACAAGCUCAAAUGUGGGAAAAGAAGGCUGUGACUCGGACCAAAAUGGCUAAUGAAGGGAUAAGUCAAGUUCCUGGCUCUUGCUUGGUUGAAAUAAACAGAAAGAUGUACAAGUUUGUGUCACAAGAUAGGUCACAUCCAUGCAGUGAAGAGGUCUAUGAGAUGCUUCACCAAAUGGAAUGGCAGCUGAAAUUUGAAGGGUAUUCGCCAGAUACAUCACUGGUUUGGUAUGAUGUAGAUGAAGAAGAGAAGAGGCAAAGAUUGAGCACUCAUAGUCAAAAGUUGGCAAUUGCAUUGGCACUUAUAAAAACAUCUCAGGGUUCUCCAAUAAGGAUAGUAAGAAAUGUCAGGAUGUGUAGUGAUUGUCACACAUACGCUAAACUAAUUUCCAUGAUUUACGAAAGAGACAUUGUUGUUAGGGACAGAAAUCGGUUCCACCAUUUCAAAGAUGGAACCUGCUCUUGUAAAGACUACUGGUGAAUACAUCUUCUUUUACCAUUAAAACUCCACAUUCUUUAUUUAUGAUCAUUUUUUGCUGCA
This is a messenger RNA of Nicotiana attenuata, 2055 nucleotides long. Its product is annotated as pentatricopeptide repeat-containing protein At1g31920. Gene Ontology annotation, biological process: RNA modification. Lineage: Eukaryota; Viridiplantae; Streptophyta; Magnoliopsida; Solanales; Solanaceae. The transcript has a single exon. The record is from RefSeq and is a predicted model, not a curated record. The coding region runs from base 178 to 1995 and encodes 605 amino acids. Gene Ontology annotation, molecular function: protein binding; zinc ion binding; RNA binding.